UAUGCUCCUAAAAUGUUGCCAAAAGAUCUCUCCCUUUCGUUCCUCAUAUUAUCAUUCAUGUUCUCCCUCUUAUCGGUUUCUACUGCAAACUCCAACGUCUAUGUUCAAUGUUCUCAACUCAACUUCACAUCAACCACACCUUACGAGUCGAACGUAAACUCACUGUUCACUUCCUUAGACUAUCUCCAAUGCAUAUUUAACACCCUUGUUCUUAGAAGUCCUUACAUGUCCUUACCAUUGGAGCAAUGAUGCCAUUUGAAUCCUUUAACAAUGAAAUUCUUAAUUAUGGAUGCAUGUUUGUAUUGGUUUUGGUGAUAAGGUGGACCCAUACUAAAAAAUAAAAACUUUUAUUUAAGGAUUGUGUGUAGUGAGUAGGUGAUGAGGUGGAAAUUUAGAAGAGUAAGAAUAUUUGUAGGGUUGGAGAUGAAAUGAAGGUUUUUAAGGAUUUGUAAGGAUAUGAUGUGGCAGAUGAUGUGGCAGCUAAGGAUGCUUAAGGACACCCGUAGCGUUGGAGAUAGUCUUACUCGACUCAGCCUCUAUCUACAACUUCAACAAAAUUGAAACCUCCCCACAAAGCAAUAGUGUGUAUGGCGUCUUCCAAUGUAGAGGCGAUCUAAGCUCCCCCAAUUGCAAAGAUUGUGUGGCCAGCUCUAUCAGUCAACUGAAGACAGCUUGUCCUAUGUCCAAAGGAGGUGAAAUACAAUUAGAAAGAUGUUUUGUGAAGUACGAUGAUACAUCAUUUUUUGGAGCCCAGGACAAAACGGAGGUUUAUAGGAGAUGUGGCCCUUCAAAUGGCUAUAACUCUGAUGUCUCGAACCGUAUAGAUAGUGCGUUGGCAAAUCUAGUUGGUGAGAACGAACAAUACUUUCGUGGGGGAGAUUUUGGAAGCGUACAAGGUGUGGCACAAUGCGUACAAGAUUUGAGUUUAAGCGAUUGUCAAGAUUGUUUAUCAGAGGCAAGUGGACGGUUGAGAUCAGAGUGUGAGUCAUCUACCUGGGGUGAUAUGUACCUUGGAAAAUGUUAUAUCCGAUAUGAUGCUGAACAGGGAAACUUGAAUACUCCAGAUGACAAUUCCAACUCUAAUUCCAAUAAAAGCAGUGACAAAAGAAGAAAGAAAAACAAAAGGUGGAGAAAUUUUGGUAUCAACGUUGCCUCCUUCUUUGGCGGGGCAUUGGCUUUUAGCUUGACUGUUGUUGCGGUUUGUGCUUGCAAUUGCUGUAAUACAACAAACAUCAUCCAACAAUACCAAUAUUUUAAGAGGGAAAAGAGAGUAGCCGAGACAGAAAGGGAUUUAGCCAGAAAUGAAGCAAAAGCAGCCAAAGAAAAGGCACAAAAGUUAGAGAAAGAAUUAGAACAAGUGAAAUCAAAGAAAUCUGUUCCUUAUUUACCGCCAAUGCCGCCUCCGCCGUCUUUCUUGUCAAUGCUCCCUCCAUGUCCGUACGUUCCACAUUAGAGCCCGACGACAUGUUAUUACUUGUAUAGCUAUAUAUGUGCCUCAAUAUGAAACUAUGAAAACAUAUGAAAGUCCCUAGCCGAAGAAAUACCCCUUUUUUACUUUGUACUUAUAAGUAAACUUUCCUAGGGGAAAAACUCGCAAUUUUGUGUUGUAUCUUUCUCAACCUUUUCU
Molecule: messenger RNA, 1627 nt
Organism: Helianthus annuus (common sunflower)
Lineage: Eukaryota; Viridiplantae; Streptophyta; Magnoliopsida; Asterales; Asteraceae
Product: plasmodesmata-located protein 6
Exons: 3
Coding region: 680-1453 (257 amino acids)
Cellular component (GO): plasmodesma
Source: RefSeq, a predicted model, not a curated record